AUGUCUUUGGUCGAUCCCUCAGCUGGACGUGCAUUCGUAUGGUUCGUCUUUUUCUCUCUCUUCCUCUGCAUUCUCAGCGGCGGAGCUUGCCUUUUGGUGUACAUAAUCCUACCGGAGACCGAAUCCACCGCAUGGCUACCAGUCGCUGGCUUGUCGUUGGUUUGUCUCCCUUGGUUCUUUUGGAUCUUGACCUUCUUCUAUAGAGUCAUCUCGCGUGCAUGUGGUUUUCGAGUCUCCCUUGCCAUGGCCACGAGCGCAAAUGAUACGAACGACGACGACAACAACAACAAUAAUAAUUCGUCUGGUGAAUCCCCUCGAUGCGAUGCAAGGGCUCAAGCAGAGGAGGAUGGCAACAAUGACGAUCAAAGGCGAAGCAAUUUGUCGUCCAACAACUCGAUAAUGUCUCGUGAGAGUGAAAUUCCAUUUGCCAUAUCAAUGGGGUCGUGA
Molecule: messenger RNA, 447 nt
Organism: Cucurbita moschata (crookneck pumpkin)
Lineage: Eukaryota; Viridiplantae; Streptophyta; Magnoliopsida; Cucurbitales; Cucurbitaceae
Exons: 1
Coding region: 1-447 (148 amino acids)
Source: RefSeq, a predicted model, not a curated record